Lodderomyces pseudojiufengensis is the source of this 2448-nucleotide messenger RNA. RefSeq names its product glutamate--cysteine ligase (gene GCS1). The coding region runs from base 1 to 2448 and encodes 815 amino acids. The record is from RefSeq and is a predicted model, not a curated record. The transcript has a single exon. Gene Ontology annotation, molecular function: glutamate-cysteine ligase activity. Lineage: Eukaryota; Fungi; Ascomycota; Pichiomycetes; Serinales; Debaryomycetaceae. Gene Ontology annotation, biological process: glutathione biosynthetic process.
AUGGGUUUGCUAUCAUUAGGUACACCUUUAGAUUGGCAUGAAUCAAAAAAAUAUAAUGAACAUGUUAGAGAAAAUGGUACAAUACAAUUAAUAAAUAUUUUUAAUCAACAUUUUAAUAGAAAUAAUGAUAAAUUUUUAUGGGGUGAUGAAGUUGAAUAUAUGUUAAUAGAUUUAAAUGAAACAAACCACACAGCAAAAUUAUCAAUUGAUAAAGAUUAUAUAUUAAAUGAUUUAAAUGAUGAAUCAAAAUUAUUAAAAACCACUAUUAAUAAUAAUAUUUCAUUUCAUCCUGAAUAUGGUAGAUUUAUGUUAGAAGGUACUCCUUUAAAACCUUAUGAUGGUUCAAAUUUAAAAGAUUAUAUAUAUGUUGAAGAAAAUAUGAUAAAAAGAAGAAAAAUUAGUGAAAUAAAUUUACCUUUAAAUAUAAAACCAUUAACUUUAACAAGUUAUCCAAGAAUGGGAUGUAAUAAUUUUACUUCUCCUCCAGCAAAACCUAUUGGACCAGCAUCACAAUCAUUAUUUUUACCUGAUGAAAUUAUAAAUCGUCAUGCAAGAUUUCCAACAUUAACUGCAAAUAUAAGAAAAAGAAAAGGUCAUAAAGUUUCAAUAAAUUUACCUAUAUAUCCUGAUAUAAAUACAAAAUUAUUAGAUGAUUCAAUACCAACCAAUAGACAAUUAUUUAAAAGUGAUAAAGAACCAGAAUUAGGUGCUUCAAAACCAGGAUAUGUGUAUAUGGAUUCAAUGGGAUUUGGAAUGGGUUCAAGUUGUUUACAAAUUACAAUGCAAUGUUCAAAUAUAAACGAAGCAAGAUAUUUAUAUGAUUCAUUAAUUCCAAUAGCUCCAAUAAUGUUAAGUUUAAGUGCUGCAGCUCCCAUAUUUAAAGGUUUUUUGGUAAAUCAAGAUGUUAGAUGGAAUGUAAUAUGUGGAGCAGUUGAUGAUCGUACAUUUAUUGAAAAAAAUGAAGAACCUUAUGAAAAUUAUAAUUUAUUUGGAGGUUUAAAUAUUGAUACCACUAAAAAAAGGGAUUCACAAUAUAAUAAUCAUAGUAUAAAUAAAAAUGGUGAAUUUCAAAAUCUUUUUACAAAAGAUGGUAAACCAAUACAAAAAAUCCCUAAAUCAAGAUAUGAUUCAGUUGAUAAUUAUUUAAAUGAUUUUAAAUAUGAUACAAAUUAUUUUAAAGAUGAAUAUAAUGAUUUAAAUUCUCCAAUAAAUGACAAAGUUUAUAAUACUUUAAUUAAUGAUAAACUGCAAAAUUUUGAUAAAUAUUUAGCAAAUCAUUUUGCUCAUUUAUUUAUAAGAGAUCCAUUAGUUAUAUUUAAUGAAAGAAUAAAUCAAGAUAAUUCCAAAAGUAAUGAUCAUUUUGAAAAUAUUCAAAGUACAAAUUGGCAAACUUUAAGAUUUAAACCUCCUGCAUUAUAUGAACAAAAAGAUAAUGGAAUAAUAGAUUAUUCAAAUAGACCAGGAUGGAGAGUUGAAUUUAGACCAAUGGAAAUUCAAAUUACAGAUUUUGAAAAUUCUGCAUAUUCAAAUUUUAUAAUAUUAUUAUCAAAAGCAAUAUUAAAAUUUAAACCAAAUUUUUAUAUUCAAUUACUGAAAAUUGAGAAAAAUAUGCAAACAGCUCAUAAAGUAAAUUCAACCACCACAAAAAAAUUUUGGUUUAAAUCUUUUGAAUUAUGGAAUUUAGAUUACAAAGAAUUUAUUGGUUAUGAUUUUUCAUGGUUUGAUAGAUAUAUUUUUGAAGGUAAUGAUUGUUUAAAUAAUAAUAAUGUUUAUUUAAAAGGUUAUAGAUCAUCUUCUUCAAGUUCAAGUUUAGCUGGAUUAAAUAACAACAGUAAUUCAAAUUCUACAACAACUACGUCAUCAUCAUCAACAUCACCACCAAAUGGUAAAUUGAAUGGAAGUAUAAAUAAUGGAACUUCAUUAAAAUCUAAUAGCUCAUCAGAAAAUGAACCAAGUAAUGAAUCACAUAAUACCCCAACAAACAAUGGUUCUAAUGGCAAACCAAUUGAAGAAAUAAAUGAUAUAGAUGAUAAUGGAAAUGAUCAAAGAUACACAAUAAAUGAAAUAAUAAAUGGUAAUUUAAAAUUUCCAGGUUUUAUAAAAAUUAUAAUAAAAUUAAUCGCUUUGGAGUUAGUACCUCAAAAUUGUGCACAUUGUCCCAACAACGAAAUAGCGAUACAAUUAAUAAGAAUUAAAAAUUAUUUAUUAUUUGUAUCCAAGAGAGCAUCAGGAGAAAUCCCAACUACUGCAAAUUGGAUAAGAAAUUCAAUCUUGAAUGAUCCUAAUUACAAAAAAGAUUCAAAAGUUAAUGAAAUUUUAAAUUUUAAUUUAAUUGAAAAAAUUAAUAAAUUAACUCAAUUUAAUGAUCCUUCUUUAGUAUUGGAUUUUUUUGGUAAUGAAAUUGGUGAAUAUUUAUUAAAUAAUGAACUUAAUCCUGAGAUUAAAUAA